This is a messenger RNA of Dreissena polymorpha, 2315 nucleotides long. RefSeq lists its product as uncharacterized. The record is from RefSeq and is a predicted model, not a curated record. Lineage: Eukaryota; Metazoa; Mollusca; Bivalvia; Myida; Dreissenidae. The transcript is spliced from 15 exons. The coding region runs from base 43 to 1773 and encodes 576 amino acids.
CUUUACGUGUUCUUAUUUUAUUGGCACAGAAAGAAAAGUUCCAUGUUAAUGUGCAUGUCAUAUGCAAGCUUCCAAAUGUUCAACCGGAUUUUAGAAAUAUGCCUUAUUGCUGUGGCAGCUGAUGCCGUGAAGCUUGAACCACUAAUUGACAUACGGCAGAUAUGUAGAACAACCUUGGAAGUUUCGUGCAGUAUGAGUAAUGUGACUUCCACAGUUUGGACAGUAUACAGAUCCCGAAAUGGUUCCGAAAAUACGCAAAAUAUGGCAAAGAUUGAUGACAGGAAAAAAACAUGCAAUGUAACGGCCCUCAAUAGUACAACUCAAUGUAGGUGUGGCGAAAUUAAGCGUGUCAUAUGCAACUUAUCCGAUGGCAUUAUUGCAAAACCUGGGGACAAAUGGUGGUGUGGUGUAUUCGUUGGAGCUACACAUUUUAGCAACAAAACUGUGCAUGAAACCGAAAACAGCGAGGAAUGUACAACGACGAAUGUUCCUCAGCACGUAACCGAAGAAAGUAUAACGUCAUUUUCAACUACAGCUUAUGGGAUGAAGGAAGAAACAGCGGCAGUUUUGAAUGAGGUGGAAGAAAAUGGCACGAUUGAAAGCUUAAAAAACACUACAAUUCAGCAUACAAACAAUGUUGAGGAAAAUGAACAUGGCGGAUCAUACAAAAAACCAGACAUAACCCAGCUAGCUCUUAUGAUUGCCGGACCGUUCGUGGUGUUUGACUUAGGACUCUUUAUGUUUAUAUAUAGGAAGAAACUGAUAUCAUACUUAGGAGGAAAACAUGUUGCCGAACAAAUGUCUUCGGACGAGAAUGCUCCCGGUGAUGGAAACAUAAACAUGGCGGCUGAAUCUAACAAUGAUAGCUUCCCUCAUUGUAAUUCAGCCCAACGGGAACGAGGAACUAUGCGUCAACCAACAACAGCCCCACAUAAGCAGAUAUGCGGCAAAUUAAAUGCUAAUCAGCAAGAAGAUGUAGACUUGGACGAAUGUAUUGAUAAUGACCCUUUGUACAACCGUGUAAAAGAGAAGGCAACAAAGUAUGCAGGUAUUAAUUCAAAACCACAAAGUGGCAAGACUAAAGGAAGCAAUGACUUCAUGUUCGUCCUUUCUCUCGAUGAAGACUCAUCAUACAGUAGCGUCAAAAACAAUAAAAACAUCGAAGAAGGUGCCUGUGGCUUUACCCUACAUGGGGAUGAAUGCACACUUGCCGAUCCGUUGUACAUAGAUAUAGACAGCAUGGCCGAGCAAUCUGCAACCGCUAAAAAGGACAGGCAACUAGGCAAAAUACAGCACAACGAAAACCCACUGUUAAGACCAGGUAACACUGUUACAACGUGUGUAAAUGAUGAUCUACUAUACUCAAAAGCGAUGGAUGACAUUCAUCAUAUAGCAUCAAACAAUCCACUGUACUUGGUGGAAACCAAUACUUUUUCACACAGCGGUUCCAAAAGAAGCAACAACGACGAUCCCCUUUAUUCAGUUAUAAACAAAGACAACGGAAUAUAUUCACUUGCGAAAAAUGUCGACCCCAUGUACUCAACGGUGAGGAAAAAACAAAUAUGUGUACCAGAGCAAUCGGGUGUCUCCUUCGAAGAAGACCCUCUUUAUUCAGUAGUGGAGAAGAAAAACAAAGGUCCACAGAACCAUUGGAAUACAACAGAUCCUCCGGCCUCAAUAUGUUCCAUCUCCGCCAUGCCUCUUUACAGCAAAGUCAAGAAGAAAAAUAGGAACGUUGUAGAUACUGAUGACACAACAGACAGCAACUCUUGAUCACGAAACCACCUGUGCGGUGAAAUAAACAAAUGAACAUAUGUGUAAAUAUAUUCCCGUGGGUUGCAUACCUUCUGGAAUUGUGAUAUCCUAGUACAAGAUGAAAUAUCAAUUAAAUAUAUGACAUUCGAUUAUGUUAUUAUAACAUUGUUAAAAGGAAACUCCUUCCUAUGAAGAUGUGCCAAAUAGUAGCUUUUUAUGUUAUGAACAUGGAUGCAAAUGGAUAUUUUAAUACACCUAAGGAAUGAAAUUAGCCCCCAGUUAAUAAUGCAAUUUAAAUGACUUACAGCUCAUGAGCGACAGACGUUGGCGUAUACCAUCUGUCAAAAUGGUUUGACCAAAUGUAAAUCCGGGUAAACAGAGUGCAGCAGAACAGUUAAUGUAAACAAUACAAGUUUCUACGUUUUCGACCCUAAAUUACAGUUUGGUUAUUGAUUAAUAAAUUUGAAUGUUUAUCAACCACGACAUUUUGUUGCCUGUAAUUUAUAAACAUAUUUUCAGAUUAAAUCAUGUACUUUUGUAAAUAAUUAUGUUUCAAAUGA